Bactrocera latifrons is the source of this 479-nucleotide messenger RNA. Its product is annotated as cuticle protein 16.5-like. The record is from RefSeq and is a predicted model, not a curated record. NCBI's taxonomy places the organism in Eukaryota, Metazoa, Arthropoda, Insecta, Diptera, Tephritidae. Bases 60 to 410 code for a protein of 116 amino acids. The transcript is spliced from 2 exons.
AGACAGUAAUCAACUGAAGUUCAAGACGCAGCUCAUCUAAGCUAAAUCACAUACUCAAAAUGUUCAAAUACGYCGUUGUUCUCUUCGCCCUCAUCGCCUGCGUCGCCGCCAAACCCGGUCUUCUUGCUGCCGCUCCUUUGGCCUACGCUGCKCCWGCYGCCGUCGUUGCUGCUCCAGCYCCAGUGGUGACYGCCASCAGCAGCCAAGUGAUCGCUCGCAACUACAAUGGCAUCGCCGCUGCWCCAAUUGUUGCCGCCGCUCCCGUAGCCGCCCCUGUGGUUGCCCGUUAUGCCGCUGCUGCCCCUCUGUCCGCACCAUUGGUUGCGUCACACUACGCCGCCGCUCCUUUGGCUGCUCCACUCGCCGCCCGUUAUGCUGCUGCUCCACUAGCUGCACCGCUUUUGUGGUAAGAACCGAGUAGUGAUCGUCAGAAAAGACUGAUGUGCUUAUCGUUGUAAAAUAAAUGCAUAAUGAGAGGA